AUGGCCGCGGCGAUCCCCGUCACCCGGCGGCACACGCUCAACCUCGAGGACUACUUUGCCGGGCCUCGCGACAUGGACAAGCAUUCCAAGUGGCCCCUGUUCCUGCAGAUGCACGGCAGUAUCCUGCCCAAGAUGAUUGUGCCGCUCAUCUGCAUGUCCGCCUGGAGUACCUGCAUCACCCUCAUCUACAUGAAGGCGCACAAGAACAUUGCUGUCAACUCCAUCCUGCUGACGGUCCUGGGUUUCGUCGUCUCCACUGGUCUCAGCUUCCGUGGUUCCACGGCAUACGAGCGCUAUGCUGAGGGUCGCCGAUUCUUCGCCUCGCUCGUCACCUCGUCGCAGGCUCUCGGCCGAGUCUUUUGGAUCCACGCCAAGCCCCUGCCGGAUGUCGACAUGCGCAGGCAGAUUCUCUACAAGAUCAGCGCCAUGAACCUGGUGGUUGCGUAUGCCAUUGCCCUCAAGCACAGCCUGCGAUUCGAGCCCUACACCGCGUACCAGGAUAUAGAGCACCUGGUGGGCCACCUGGACACGUUCGCCAAGUCGGCCACCUCCACCAUGCCCACCAACAUUGGAAAGAAGAACUUCUUCAAGUCCGUCGGCGACUACCUGGGCCUCUCGUUCGCUGCCAGCAACCCUCGCAAGCAGCUCAAGAAGGCGGCCAAGCCCCUGGGAAACCUGCCGCUCGAGAUCCUCAACCACCUUGCUGUGACCAUUGACGACCUGGUCAGCCGAGGCCAGCUCCCCGUCCCCAUGCAGCAGACGCUCGCCUACAACAACCUUGCCGCCCUCAACGAUGCCUACACCGGCUGCCAGCGCGUCCUGAACACACCCCUGCCCAUCGCCUACAGCAUCCUGUUUCAGCAGAUCACAUGGCUCUACGUCAUCCUGCUGCCCUUCCAGAUGGUCGGUGUGCUCAACUGGAUCACCAUUCCCGCCACCACCGUUGCGUCUUACAUCAUCCUCGGCCUCCUCUUCAUCGGUCAGGAGAUUGAGAAUCCCUUUGGCCACGACGUCAACGAUCUCCCCCUCGACACCUACUGCGAGCAGAUUGCCCUCGACAUGGACAUUAUCGCCUCGCACGCCAAGUACAAGCCCGAGGACUUCUUCUUUAGCUCCGAGAACGUGCCCCUGUGGCCUGUCAGCGCCGCGCCUGCCGACACCUGGCUGCAGCGCAGCGAGGCCAAGCUGACGGAGACGAUCCGGACCAAGCCCAACAAGACGUUUGAGUGGAGGCGCUGGAGGGGCGACAAGCUCGGCGACGAGGAGUCUGCCAAGACUGACUGA
Molecule: messenger RNA, 1284 nt
Organism: Trichoderma reesei QM6a
Lineage: Eukaryota; Fungi; Ascomycota; Sordariomycetes; Hypocreales; Hypocreaceae
Exons: 1
Coding region: 1-1284 (427 amino acids)
Molecular function (GO): chloride channel activity
Source: RefSeq, a predicted model, not a curated record